Molecule: messenger RNA, 667 nt
Organism: Drosophila erecta
Lineage: Eukaryota; Metazoa; Arthropoda; Insecta; Diptera; Drosophilidae
Gene: RpII15
Product: DNA-directed RNA polymerase II subunit RPB9
Exons: 2
Coding region: 108-497 (129 amino acids)
Biological process (GO): DNA-templated transcription; transcription initiation at RNA polymerase II promoter; transcription-coupled nucleotide-excision repair
Cellular component (GO): RNA polymerase II, core complex
Molecular function (GO): DNA-directed RNA polymerase activity; zinc ion binding; nucleic acid binding
Source: RefSeq, a predicted model, not a curated record
GGUUAAGGUUAGUAUGUUAAUUCGGUAUAUCUCGCCGAGUGUUUUGGCAUAUUUAAGCCGCCUUGCCACGGUCACACUUUCGCCAACUGCAAGAAUAAAAAGCCGCCAUGACGACUGCCUUUGACGCCGCACACACGGAGGGCCCGGGAUUCGUGGGCAUUCGGUUCUGCCAGGAGUGCAACAACAUGCUGUACCCCAAGGAGGACAAGGAGAACAAGAUCCUGCUGUACGCCUGCCGGAACUGCGAUUACAAACAGGAGGCGGACUCCAACUGCAUCUACGUCAACAAGAUUAUGCACGAAAUCGACGAGCUAACCCACAUUGUGCCCGACGUGAUCUCCGAUCCUACGCUGCCGCGCACAGAAGAUCACGCUUGCCCCAAGUGCUCCCACCGGGAGGCGGUCUUUUUCCAGGCGCAAACCCGACGCGCCGAAGAGGAGAUGCGACUGUACUACGUGUGUACCAACCAGAACUGCACCCACCGAUGGACGGAGUAGAAACAGAUGACCCAUCGCCCCGUAAUUGUAGUCCUAAGUAAUCGCACCAACGUAAAGGCACUUUGCAAUCGCAAAUUCACAAUUCCCCCAUGGCUAUGCCGCAAAAACAUCCCACGUGCAGCUCCAUUCUCGGUUUCCGAUUGAUGAGAUAACAGUCACACUGAAAAAAA